Oncorhynchus gorbuscha (pink salmon) is the source of this 3799-nucleotide messenger RNA. RefSeq names its product extracellular calcium-sensing receptor-like. Gene Ontology annotation, cellular component: membrane. Gene Ontology annotation, molecular function: G protein-coupled receptor activity. The record is from RefSeq and is a predicted model, not a curated record. Lineage: Eukaryota; Metazoa; Chordata; Actinopteri; Salmoniformes; Salmonidae. The transcript has 6 exons. Gene Ontology annotation, biological process: G protein-coupled receptor signaling pathway. The coding region runs from base 1099 to 3687 and encodes 862 amino acids.
GAGGAGCAGGUUUCUGGGCAUGGUAGAAUAUAUUCAGGGCAUAAUGCGCAGACAGGGGUAUGGUGGGGUGCGGGUACAGCGGAGGUAAGCCCAGGCACUGGGUGAUGAUGAGAGAGGUUGUAAGGUCAAUAGUUCUGUAGUAAGGUCAAUAGUUCUGUAGUAAGGUCAAUAGUUCUGUAGUAAGGUCAAUAGUUCUGUAGUAAGGUCAAUAGUUUGGUAAUGAGGUCAAUAGUUCUGUAGUAAGGUCAAUAGUUCUGUAGUAAGGUCAAUAGUUCUGUAGUAAGGUCAAUAGUUAUGUUUUAAGGUCAAUAGUUCUGUAGUAAGGUCAAUAGUUCUGUAAUAAGGUCAAUAGUUUGGUAAUAAGGUCAAUAGUUUGGUAAUAAGGUCAAUAGUUCUGUAGUAAGGUCAAUAGUUUGGUAAUAAGGUCAAUAGUUCUGUAGUAAGGUCAAUAGUUCUGUAGUAAGGUCAAUAGUUCUGUAGUAAGGUCAAUAGUUCUGUAGUAAGGUCAAUAGUUAUGUUUUAAGGUCAAUAGUUCUGUAGUAAGGUCAAUAGUUCUGUAGUAAGGUCAAUAGUUCUGUAGUAAGGUCAAUAGUUAUGUUGUAAGGUCAAUAGUUAAACCACUGAUAUAUUUCUGUACACGUAGCCGCCACAGAGUUUAAGCAGUCAAAGAGCAGCCACGUGCACUGAUACAGUACAUAAUGUGCCACAUGUUGAAAGUGUUACGUUACACUCUGAACAGCAGGGCACUACCUACAGGCUAAAUCAUGCUGGGCGCAUGCGUCCUCACUGUAAGGACUUGGGUUGCCUGCACCAGGCGUGCUCUCCUAUGCUCUCUUAAGACCCCUACGUCAUCCUCUCGAUACCUCAGAGACCUGUCACACCUCCUACAUGCCGGGUUGAAGGGGGUGUGGACAGCAUGUGGACGGGGACAGGAGCAGGGACUGGAGCACCGACAGACAGGGACUCUGUGGUAAGGCUCUGAGACAGACACAGGGUUCUGAGAGUAUAAAGAGAGGAGCUGUGAGGGGCCUCAGAGCCACAGAGCUAGCCAUUGCUCUAGACUGCACUACAGAGCCAGACCUAGCUCUAGACUGCACUAUGGAGCCAGGAGCCAUGCCACUGCUGGAGCUUGUCCUGUUGGUGCUACUGUUGCUGAUAGGGGAGGGAGAACCUGUGUGCAGGCUGCAGGGCAGGGCAGAGCUGCCAGAACUGGCCAAGGACGGGGACCUUGUCAUCGGAGGCAUCUUCACCUUCCAGACGGAGUACGACGGCAGGGUACCCAACUUCCAGAGUUUACCAGACCCACCAAGGUGUAAGAAUAUGAAUUUCAGAGAAUUCCAAUUUGCACAAACACUUAUAUUUGCAAUUGAAGAAAUCAAUCGAAAUCCGGCAAUUCUCCCAAACCAUACUCUGGGCUACAAUAUCUACAAUGCGUGUGGAUACGACAACAUCCUGAAGUCUGGUUUGGCUUUAGCCAGUGGCCAGGAGAGAUUUAUCGAUGAAGGGAACUGCACCAAGACAGACAUGGCUCAGGCUGUCAUAGGCCACUCUGCCUCGACACCAACAAUUGGAUUGGCCCGAAUCAUCGGAAGGUUUCGUAUACCAGUAAUCAGCCACUUUGCCACCUGUGCUUGUCUGAGUAACAGAAAGGAGUUCCCCUCCUUCUUCAGAACCAUCCCCAGUGACUUCUACCAGAGCAGAGCCCUGGCAAAGCUGGUCAAACACUUUGGCUGGAGCUGGGUGGGGGCUAUAAGCAGUGAUAAUGACUAUGGGAAUAGAGGCCUAGCCACCUUUAUGAUAUCUGCACAGGAGGAGGGAGUGUGUAUAGAAUACUCUGAGGCAUUUGAGCAGACAGGUCCGCGCCAUGAGCUUCUCAGGAUAGUGGAGAUUAUUAAACAGUCCAGUUCAAAGGUCAUCAUGGCCUUCAUGACCCACAGGGAGAUCAAGGUUCUGGUGAGUGAGCUCUACAGGCACAAUAUCACAGGACUGCAGUGGAUCGGCAGUGAUGCCUGGAUCACAGACCCUUCUCUCACUGCCAUAGAGGGUCACAGCGCCCUUGUGGGCGCCAUAGGUUUCACGGUGACCAGGGCUCACAUCCCUGGGCUUGGAAAGCAUCUGAGGGAUGUCCACCCCUCUCACUUCCCCAACAGCAUGUUUCUCAGGGAUUUCUGGGAGAUUGUGUUUGACUGCUCUCUCAAUGUGACUACAGCACCUAAGAGGAAGCCAUGCAACGGCUCGGAGAGUUUAAGAGGUGUGCAGAACACAUUCACAGAUGUGUCCAAGCUGACAUUCACUAAUAACGUGUAUAAGUCUGUGUACGCUGUAGCUCACGCCCUCCACAACCUCUUGACAUGUGAGGAGAGCCAGGGCCCCUUCUCUAAUGGGAGCUGUGCUCAACCUACACGCAUCCAGCCAUGGCAGCUGUUGCACUAUCUACAGUCUGUCAAUUUCACAACGGGAGAGGACGAGAGAGUCUUUUUUGACAGCAAUGGAGAUUCCCCAGCCAGAUAUGAACUUGUUAAUUUACAAAGUGCCACAUCGGGAACCAUGGAAGUGGCCACAGUCGGUUUCUAUGGCUCGUCUUUGACUGGAGACCACCAGUUCACUAUGAACAACGUUAGCAUUGUAUGGGGAGGAAAUAGUGAGACGGUACCUGUGUCAGUGUGCAGUGAGAGCUGUCCCCCAGGCACUCGUAAGGCUGUACAGAAAGGAAAACCUGUAUGCUGUUAUGACUGUGUCCCAUGUUCAGGCGGCGAGAUCAGCAACACUACAGAUUCAGCCAAGUGCAUGAAGUGCCCGUUCCAAUACUGGUCCAAUGGGAGAGGGGAUAGAUGUGUCAUGAAAGAGAUUGAAUUCCUGUCCUACACUGAGCUAAUGGGGGUCAUUUUACUUCUGUUUUGUUUGAUUGGCGUUUGUUUAACUAUUAUUAUAGCAACAAUUUUCUUCCAAUUCCAAGACACCCCCAUCGUCAGGGCCAACAACUCCGAGCUGAGCUUCCUGCUGCUCUUCUCCUUGACUCUGUGUUUUCUGUGUUCUCUUACUUUCAUUGGCCGGCCCUCUGAGUGGUCCUGUAUGCUGCGCCACACAGCGUUUGGGAUCACCUUCGUCCUCUGCAUCUCUUGUGUUCUGGGGAAAACAAUAGUGGUGUUGAUGGCCUUCAGGGCUACACUUCCAGCCAGUAAUGUCAUGAAAUGGUUUGGUCCUACACAGCAGAGACUCAGUGUUCUGGCUUUCACUCUCAUACAGGUCCUGAUCUGUGUACUUUGGUUAACAGUCUCCCCUCCUUUCCCCUACAAGAACAUGAAGACGUAUAAGGAAAAGGUCAUUCUAGAGUGUGAUGUGGGUUCAGCUAUUGGUUUCUGGGCUGUGUUGGGGUAUAUAGGACUGCUGGCUCUCUUGUGCUUUGUGCUGGCUUUUUUGGCUCGAAAGCUGCCUGAUAACUUCAAUGAGGCCAAAUUCAUCACCUUCAGCAUGCUCAUAUUCUGUGCAGUCUGGAUCACCUUUAUCCCAGCUUAUGUCAGCUCUCCUGGGAAGUUCACUGUAGCUGUGGAGAUAUUUGCUAUUCUGGCCUCUAGUUAUGGAAUGCUAUUUUGUAUCUUUCUUCCUAAAUGUUUCAUUAUAUUGCUGAGACCAAAGGAAAACACCAAAAAACAUAUGAUGGGGAAGACCAAUGAUAUACUUUACUAACUUAAAUACAAAAACAAUUACAUGUAAAAUGUCAAUGUGUUAUUUAUUGACAUGUUGAUUUAAAACUGGAAAUUGUCACUCAAUCUUAUUAAAUAAAGUUAGUUAAAAACUA